Saccostrea cuccullata (small rock oyster) is the source of this 4807-nucleotide messenger RNA. Its product is annotated as zinc finger protein 236-like. The transcript has 2 exons. Gene Ontology annotation, molecular function: RNA polymerase II transcription regulatory region sequence-specific DNA binding; DNA-binding transcription factor activity, RNA polymerase II-specific. The record is from RefSeq and is a predicted model, not a curated record. The coding region runs from base 118 to 4026 and encodes 1302 amino acids. Gene Ontology annotation, biological process: regulation of transcription by RNA polymerase II. Lineage: Eukaryota; Metazoa; Mollusca; Bivalvia; Ostreida; Ostreidae.
GGCGUACAACCAGAUCACGUGACGUAUUUUAUCGCCAUGAUGGACAGUUGAAUUUUUUUGUAUCAAAGAAGCUGAAUUUAAAAUGGAAUCUCACCGAGCUGAAUCUCUUAUGGCAUCAUGACAGAGGUGGUCAACAAAUCAGAUGUGGUUCAGAAGCCGUGCAGCAGCAAUAAAAGAAUCCCCCAGAAUGUCACCAUCAAGAGAUCUGACGAAAUUAUCGCCAUGGCAGCGUUGUCCUCCAUUGGAAAUGUUGCUGCAGCUUCCAUUGACAGGAGCCACACACAGGAGGCAGCCGAAUCAUCAACCACUGCCGUAAAUACCUCAAAAACCAACCAAUUAAAUGAUAUAAAGACUGAAGAACCCAUCCCUAAUGUCAUUUAUGUGUAUGAUGGAUCAAAACUCCCACAGGUACAUGGUAGGGUGGAGAAAGCCAGUAUAUCAGGAGUGUAUCCCACCCCUCAUAAUGUAACAGUCCUCAAAGACGGAGACGGGAUUGGUGUCAGUAGUGACCCUCAGGUCAUCACACCAAUAGCCAAUCAGAUGGUGGUCAGCAAAGAAGUCUUCAAAUGUGGGGAGUGCAAGUAUUCCACCCACAACCGCAGCUACCUGAAGCAGCAUGUAGAUCUGAUCCACAAUGCUGUGAGGCUGUACAAGUGUCCAUUCUGUGACUAUGCUGGAAAGAGGAGUCACUCAUUAAGGGAGCACCUUAUUGUUCACUCCAAUGAAAGGCCAUACACUUGUCCCCAUUGUAAUGCCACUUUCCGCAAGAAAGGCCACUUGACAAAUCAUGAAAAACUGCACAAAAAGUCAGUGAAGUGUCCCAUUUGUACAGAAUGGUUUCAGAGUUCAGAGAUUGAGAAACACAUGUUAGAAAAGCAUAAUGCAAGGAAAUUUUUACUUUGUGACAUCUGCAAAUUUAUGGCUCUGGACGUUCCCACCUUUAACAAGCACAUGGAAUCUCACCACACAACGGAUGUUCAGAAGAAGCAGAUCGUGUGUAGCAGCUGUAAGACUAUGUGCCCUGACUACGAUUCUUUCCUAGAACAUGCUAAACUUCAUGAAAAUGAACUUGAUGAAGAACCAAAACAAGAUAUGUCUAAAACACCAAAAAAUGUCAUGAUCAAGUGCUCUGAGUGCGGGAUAGUGACCUCGGACCAGGAAUCCAUGAGGGCACACAUGUGGGUGCAUAUUAAUCCGUCGCUUAAAAAGGAAAUAAUGGUUCCUGAGGCACCUGAGAAAACUAUCAAGCAUACUGCCUACAAGUGCCUGGACUGUGACUUUACCUGUGAAGAAGCCAAAGUAUUUGUUGCUCACAUGGUGCAACACAAACCAGAUCUACAAAACAUUAUGCCUGAGCCAAAGAAAUCUCACACAGUUUUAGCCAGUGAAUCUCAAAUAUCUACAGAAAAAUCACCCACAAAACUAAUUUCUGAGAGCAGUGAGGAGGAUAUUGUUAUACUUUCUGGUUCAAGUCCAGCAACAAAACAACAGAUUGAAAAAUAUCUUGCAGAAAAAUUUUCUAGACCUACUGUUGAAAAAGAGGCAGUUAUAAAUAUACACCCUGUGAUUCAACAAGUAGUUUCAAAGCAAGUUCCCCAAGGCAGCCAGAGUAAUGCAGAACAAUUACCAUUUGUGCAUGACCAGUCAAAUGCCAAAUUUCGGUGCACAAUUUGUGGAUACACCUGCGACCAUCAGAGAACAAUAAAAGCACACAUCUGGAAACAUUCUGGAAACAAAGACAUCGAGUAUCCUAUGUUCAGGAAUGGUCCUCUAAGUGUUUAUGAAGAUAUGAGUGUUUCAGCAGUUAUGAAAGAGUACGUCAUCCCAGCAGAAAAGAUACCUACAAGUGGAUCUGAACCUGACCCGUCCAACACAGUCAGGGAGAAACCAGUGAAAAUGGCUGUCAGCCCGAUAGCCCCAGCAUUGGCCAGUAUGCUUGCUCAGAGAGCAAAGCAGAAACCAGAAGAAAUUAGCAAGAACUUACCUCAGCCAGAAAAGCAAAGAAAUAAAGUGAAAAAUGUGGACUUGAAUGUUCGUAAUAUACCAGGAACAGACUAUUAUGAGAUUAACAUUUGUACCAAAAAUCCAGAAAAAAUGGAAGUAAGCAUUGAACAGAAACAGGACAUGGGUCAAAAGAUAUACAGUUUUGAAGACGUAGAAAUGCAUGAGGCCACCAAACAAGGAGUUGUUGAUUCUAGGCCAGUAGUGGUGGAAAGUGUGGAUACAUUAUCAUCUUUAUCAACAUACACAGGAAUGAGAAGUGGUGAGAGCAGUCCAAAGUCCACCGUCCCUGAAGACACUGCGAGUGAAGACCAAGAUUCAGGUGUUGCCUUGGACUCUUCUUCACAGGUGGAAGCAGAUGCUCUGAAUUCCAACCUGGCAGAAAACAGAAAGAACAACAAGACAAUGGAGGUAUUCCACCACUGUUCGGAUGAGUUGCAGACGGUAGAGUGUGAGGUUUCAAGUGGAGAUGGCCCUAGAAGUGUGGAUGGUGAUGAUGAAGGAGUUACAGAAGAUGAAAGAUUGGAGGAAGUGCGGGAAAAAGCAGGAAGAGAGUCAUCCUCCAAGAGAAUGAGAACCACCUCUGUAACCACAGAAUCCGCAGUGACUCUCCUUUCACUGCUUCAGAAAGGCCCCAACAACAACCCAGCUUGUCCUGUGAAAGAGGAUAGCCAAAGUGAUGGACAACAAAACGCCAAAGGCAAAGCAGCUGAAACUGAAAGCUCCAAAAAAGGUGGCAUAUCCUCCUCAUUAUUAGCUGUUAUAGAGCAGCUCAGAGAAAGAUCUAGAGAACGUGAAUCACUGGAAGAUGAUUCAAUACUUCCACAAAAGCGAGGCACAAAGAGGAAAAUCAAAAGGGAAUCUGAGGAAGAUAUCAGUGUGUUGGAAAGUAUGGAUAAUGUGGAAAAGACAGAAGACUCAAAAUACAGAUGCAAACUAUGCCACUAUUCUCACUUGGACUCUUUUAUGAUAAGACAACAUAUGAGGCUUCACAAGGAAAAGAAGCCGUUUGAGUGUUCACUGUGCGAGUUCAUUGCCAUUUCAAGUGAAGAUCUACAAGACCACAUGAUAAAACACUGCAAAGUUAGAACCUACCAAUGCAAGUUGUGCAGCUCAGCAUUUAACUACAAGAGUCAGUUGCGAGCACAUAUGCGUGCCCAUAAUGAUAAAGACAUUUUUGUUUGCGAUGAUUGCGAUUAUGAAAGUAACAAUCCAGUCGCCUAUCGAAAUCAUGUUCGAGGGCAUGCUGAAAAGAAAUUGUACAAAUGUGAAGUUUGUGAAAAUCGUUUUGUUUCAAAGCAUGAUCUACGAACUCAUAAAAAGCUAUUGUGUGGCAAGAACAGAUCAUUUAGUUGUGAUGAGUGUGACUUUGUCGCCAUAGGUCCUCAAGAACAACGCACUCAUGCUAAGGUACACAACAAGGAAUUCAAGUGUGCAAAGUGCGAGUAUGUUACAACUAGCAUUACCCGAUUUCAGAGCCAUACAAAAACUCAUGAUGAGGAACCUAAAUCCCUGAAAUGCGAGCUUUGUGACUUCCCUGCUGUUUCCAGUAGAAGCUUAAAGUCUCACAUGAAACGUCACAUCAACGACCAACGCUUCGUUCAGCAGCCCCUGGAGCAGUACAAAUGUAACUUAUGUGGCUACGUUUGUCACCACCUGCCUUCCUUGAAGUCCCACAUGUGGCGCCAUGCCAGUGAUACAAACUAUAGCUAUGAGUUCACCAAUGAAGUGAUCAAUGCAGCAAUUGAUUAUGAUUGUCAAAUAGGAAACCGAGACUGCCAAGAAAUUGACAUAGCAGCAUUCUUUAACACGAUUAGACAGAAACUGAAAGAGAGGCUAAGGAAAGAGAAGACAGAUACGGAUAAUGAGCGUGCGAACCAAGCCGUGUGCUGGGUGACCUUCCGAUGUUGUCAGUGUGGCUUUGAGACAAUCAAUAAAGCGGAGCUGAACUUGCACAUGAAGAGUCAUUCUGAUGUCAUUCAGUGGACACUUCAGGUGCCGAAAGAAGAUGUCAAGAAAAUCUGACUGUUCCAUACUGAAACAGACAUGUGUAUUGAUAGUUGAGAUGUCUGCUAUCAUAACUUGAUAGAUACGGGUAUUUGUGGGGUUUUCAUGAAUCAGGGAACCAUGGCAUUGUAGUCAGUUUUAACACAUGUAAAUGUAGAAGUUUGUUAUAGUAUGUUAAUAUCUAGGGGUUAAGAUCUAUAUUUGAAUUUUUUGGCAGCCAUAGUAUCUGAGGAAGAUAGCAUAAUUUUAUUUUACUUAGCAUCCAUUAUUAGGUUUCUGUGUUUAAUAUCUGUCAUUGUUACAUGGUUCCCAUUUUGGAAUUAUCUUCAUGCAUAUCUUAAACAGGAAGUAUAUUUAUGGUGGACUUUGAGUGUUCCUACUUCUUACUAUCACGAACCUGCCGGUAAUCAUUAUCAUAUCUGUAUGAUGUAAUGUUAAUGUGUAUUUGGGGAUGGAUGAAAUAGAUCUCUAGCUUUUUUUGUUUUAUCUUUGUUUUGUUUUUUAGAUUAUUUUGUUCUGCCUGAGGUUGUGAAUCUGUGAAUAGGUGUAUGUGUAUUUCAGUUAAAGAAAUGUGUGGGAGGGGCUGUUAUAAGUACCAUUUAUUUGUAUGUACCUUGUAAAUGAUUAAAUGAUGCCUUGGUCAUGACACUGAUCAGCUGUUUACCUACCCCCACAUCACUUACAUCUUGUCUUGUCAAGAAUUCCUUGAUGCACAGUCAAGUUUUUUUUCUCCGAGAAAACUAGCACUUUACAGUUUACAGUUACUACAAGUAGUUAUAGAGAUAUUGAAAAUUGGCCU